Molecule: messenger RNA, 756 nt
Organism: Amphimedon queenslandica
Lineage: Eukaryota; Metazoa; Porifera; Demospongiae; Haplosclerida; Niphatidae
Exons: 7
Coding region: 25-717 (230 amino acids)
Source: RefSeq, a predicted model, not a curated record
AAUCCAGCAUAUAGUAAUGAUCCAAUGCUUCAUUUGCUUUAUGAGUGGAAAAUUGGUGGUGGAUGUAGAGAAGAUUUGAUUGAAGCUCUUAAAUGUGCUGAUCUUCAUCAGCUAGCUGAUCAAGUUAAAGUCUCUGACUAUAGACCUGCCAGUCGUAGACCUUCUGUUGUUAAUGUCCGCCAGCCAACAAAUGAACAGUGUUCUGAUUUUGAACGUUCUCAAGAAAUUGAAGCCAAGAUUAAUAGUUUAAUCUUUGAAAUUGCUGAAGCACAAGUUAAAAAUACACGAGAUUCUGAUCAACUUACUGAUUCAUAUAUUAACCAAAGACAUCAAGAAAUUCCUGAAGCUUCUAGGGAUAUAGAAGAUGAUGACUUGUUGCGUUCAUCUAAUUUUUUUAAUGCUAAAAAAAUCAAAAAAUUUGUCGAGAUUUAUGAUGAUGAUUCAGGGUAUCUUCAGUCAGUAAUGAAUAAAUACCGACAUAAACGUAGUGAUACACAAACCAUUGCAAUUCAAGUUCUUCGUGCUAUGGUUAGAAAAAAUCCUAGGAUUACUAAAAAAGAUCUGGAAAAGAGACUCCAUCUAAUGAAAUUUGAAGAAGCUGCUAUUAAUCUGUCAGAGCCUUCUCAGCUUGCUCAGGCUACUCAUGCAACUUCUGCUCAAGCUACUCCUCAGGCUACUCAGACAGAUCAAUCUAACACAAAAUGCUUUGUAUUAUGAACAAUCUUUAUAGUGAAAGCAUAUUUAGUAUAAACCUAA